UUUGGACAUUCCUGGACUUUCUGAAAUCUGCAAGAGUUGUUGCUUUACAGUUCGAUCCCGCUCUCGCGGUUCACAGAGAGGACAAACCGUUCAGCACGGGCAGAGUGUAACGACAACGCCAUUGAUGUUCGCGUCGUCUGUCAGAGAGGGACGCACCUGUUCCGCUGACAUCCUGUGUUGAACUUUACAGCUGAGCAAUCUUGCAGUGAAACACAAAAACAGAAAGAUAUUAACAUCAGCUGGUCCCGGGCUCGGGGCUGUCUCAGCGCUGUCUCUGCGCUGCGCCGCGGCCGAAGGCUCCACUCAGGGUGGAUAAGUUCCAAUGGUGCCUUGCUUUGAUGCUGUUCUUGCAGAGGCCUUGCUCUUCCUGCUGCACUCAGCAUCAGCACAUUAGACCCGUCAGACGAUGAUCUGUGCUGAACCCGAUGACCUCCAGUGAUCUUUGAACACGACUCCUCACACACCUCUUAGCCGAUGGGGUGAUUUCAAACUUCCUGCCAAAAGAAAGCCGGCAUAAGGGCUUCGUUGUAGCAAAGAAUUGAUUCCCAGAUGUACUGAUCGGGUCGUGUUUUAUUAUAAUUGGAAACAUAAAAAAAAAAAAAAAAAGAAACUAAAAUAUAGACAACAAGUAAGACAGAAGCUGGACGAUCCAAGCGCUUAUUCAAGUGUUGUGUCAAGUUCGUGAAGACGAAGCGGCAUGGCGCGGAUGAACAGACCGGCACCGGUGGAGGUGUGCUACAAGAACAUGAGGUUCCUCAUCACGCACAAUCCCACCAACUCCACCCUCAACAGCUUCAAAGAGGACUUAAAGAAGUAUGGUGCUACAACAGUGGUUCGUGUCUGUGAGGUGACCUACGACAAGACCCCCCUGGAGAAGGACGGCAUCACCGUGGUGGACUGGCCAUUCGAUGAUGGAGCUCCUCCUCCCUCCAAGGUGGUCGAGGACUGGCUGAGCCUCCUUAGGAGACGCUUCAUGGAGGAACCUGGCUGCUGCGUGGCGGUGCACUGUGUCGCAGGACUCGGCAGGGCUCCGGUUCUGGUGGCUUUGGCUCUCAUUGAGUGUGGGAUGAAGUAUGAAGACGCGAUCCAGUUCAUCAGACAGAAGCGGCGUGGCGCCAUCAACAGCAAACAGCUGACCUAUCUGGAGAAGUACAGACCCAAACAGAGACUGCGCUACAAACACUCGCACAUCUUCAAAAACAAGUGCUGCAUCAUGUGACCUGAACCGAACCCCAUUUCAAAACCGAACUUCUCAGACCCGGGGUGUUAGCCGCUGAACUGCCGCUUAAACCGAACGCCGCCCCACCACCACCUGUCUGGUCUGAUCGAAUCUCUGUUGGUGCCUAAACCUCAUCGCGAUCCAACACUGCCACGCCUCUCUCCGAGAGGUCAAAGUAAGUUCACCACGGGGUCUGGUGCAAGGUGCGCCGAAGGAGGAGGAGGUGACCUUUGACUGAUUGAUUGACCAGCCGAUAUGACGCCAAGGGGGAAUGAAUCAUGGGAUACUUUUUUUUUUUUUUUGUCUUCUCACUUUUUUCAUCAUCUGUGAAGUCUCAGGUUCUUUCAUUUAUUUAGCCAUACCGUGUGUCUGCUCAAGUUGACCCGGAUACCGCCGCGUGCGAUUUUGAUGUUGGCGAGUAAGCUCGGCGUAGAAGUGGACUGGGAGGGUGUACAGCGGGCUUCUUUGCGUUAUCACGACAGCUUUGCAGCUUCUGUGAGAAAGAUGAGGAACAAAUAAAGGCUUUUAUGAACUCUGCGUUAGAAGCGCGUGUGUGUGAGAGAGAUCUUUUUAUUAUUAUUAUUAUUAUUAUUAUUUUGAUCAUUUUCUUUUUGUUCAUUCUAAAUCUUCAUCAUUAUUUCCCCCCCAAUAAAUCAAACCCAAUUGAAUGGGAAGUAGUACGAUCAUUCAUCUGGAUAAAGAUUUGCACGUUGCCAUGCCAACAUACAUACUGAUUUCGAUGCUGUUAUGUUGUACUAAAUAUCGUCACUUGUUAAUCGAAUUGGUGCACCAGAUCUUAUUGUUGUGAGGGACAUCUUAAAAGCUUAUAUGUAUGGGUCUGAGGGGAGCGCUCCACCCUAGCGAUGAUGCCAUAAUGAAUCAUGGGACUUUUUCAUUCGUUCUUGUUGGCAAGUCACCAAUUGGUGUGUCCCCAGAUUUGGGGGAGGAUCAAGAACACUUCCCCCUUCAGUUAUUUAUUUAUUUUUUUAUUGUUCUUGGUAUGUGUUCUUAAUUAUUGGACUGUAACUUGGGUGUUAAAAGAUGACCUCAGCCAUGGAUACAAGACGAAGCACGCAUAUUGAGAAACACUCUUUGUUUUUCAAGUUUUCUUAUCUGACUGUCAGUUCCUGCAGCAUUUUUAUUGGUGCUGGUGCACAUCUCAACUUCGUGUGACACAUGGACCCAAGCGUGUAUAUUCUCCUUCAAGUGCCGAGAUUAAUCAUUUCAGAUGUGUUUCAAUGUAAAAGAUCUUUAAGACGUUUCUAAAUCUAAGGUCUUCACACGACUCAUGAACUGCUUCAAGUCGCCUUUCUCUCUCUCUCUCUCUCUCUCUCUUUUUGCUUUCGAACACAUACCUCCUGCUGUACAGAGAUGCUUAUGAUAAUAAUAAAGAAUGAUUAUGAAUCA
Clarias gariepinus (North African catfish) is the source of this 2626-nucleotide messenger RNA. RefSeq names its product protein tyrosine phosphatase 4A3a (gene ptp4a3a). Gene Ontology annotation, molecular function: protein tyrosine phosphatase activity. The record is from RefSeq and is a predicted model, not a curated record. The transcript has 6 exons. The coding region runs from base 698 to 1219 and encodes 173 amino acids. Gene Ontology annotation, cellular component: nucleus. NCBI's taxonomy places the organism in Eukaryota, Metazoa, Chordata, Actinopteri, Siluriformes, Clariidae. Gene Ontology annotation, biological process: protein dephosphorylation.